Messenger RNA from Puntigrus tetrazona (Sumatra barb), 3109 nucleotides. RefSeq names its product CD276 molecule (gene cd276). The record is from RefSeq and is a predicted model, not a curated record. The coding region runs from base 310 to 1212 and encodes 300 amino acids. NCBI's taxonomy places the organism in Eukaryota, Metazoa, Chordata, Actinopteri, Cypriniformes, Cyprinidae. The transcript is spliced from 8 exons.
GACCCAGAGCAAGAAUGAUGUAGGAGUGGUUUUACUUUCCGACCGGAGAAAAACCACCGCGAGCGAACGCUAUUUCACUUCAAUCUGAGAAGAAGAAGAAGAAAAAGACGGAGCUAUUCGACUCAGCUUUACGAACGAAUCAUGCGCGUUCACAAACAGCGCGUCUGAGGGAACCGAGCCGGAUCUUUGUGUUCGUCGGACUUCGGGAUGUGCCGUGAUUGAAGGAUCUAUCCUGCUGUUACACACACUCCUCGUGGGAUCUCUCACACACACACACACACACACACACACACACACACUGGUCUCAGCAUGCCGGCUCUCCUGCUGUGUGUUCUGCUGGCUCUUCAUGCUGACGCUCUCGACGUCCGUGUCCCAGAAUCCCCGCUGGUGGCUCUGUACGGGGCGGACGCGGUGCUCAACUGCUCGUUCUCCGGCGCCUCGGCGUUCAACCUGUCCGAGCUCAGCGUGUUCUGGCAGCUCUCGGACACCAAGCGCGCCGUCCACAGCUUCUGGCAGGGCCGAGAUCAGCUGAGCGAUCAGGAGCAGCGCUUCGCCAACCGCACCGGCCUCUUCCCCGACCGGCUCCGCUCCGGGAACGCCUCCCUGCUGCUGAGGAGCGUCCGCGUGGCCGACGAGGGAAGCUACUCCUGCUUCGUCAGGGUUCAGUCGUACGGCAGCGGAGCUAUGCUGAUGCAGGUCGCAGCUCCGUUCUCCAAGCCGCUGGUGACCUGGGGCCCGGAGUCGGCCCUGAAGCCCGGGGAUGUGGUGGCCCUCAGCUGUGUGGCAUACGGAGGUUAUCCUGAGGCGGAGGUGCUGUGGCAGGACGGAGCUGGACGCAAUCUGACCGAUAACGUGACGGUCUCUCAGGUGGCCAACGAGGAGGGUCUGUUCAGCGUGAAGAGCGUCCUGACCGUGAUCCUGGAGCCCAACAGCACCUACAGCUGCAGACUGAGCAACCCGCUGCUGGGAGAGGAGGGUCAAGCAUCGGUCACCAUCACCGCUCAGGGUCUGGUGUUUCCUCCGCUGGCGCUCUGGCUGACCGUAGCUCUGGCCGUGUGUUUGCUGGCUCUGCUGGUCGCUCUGGCUGCCGUCUGCCGCAGGAAGAUCAGAGAGAGCUGUGAGGAGAUGAGAGCCGAGGAAGAAGCCAAAGAACUGGAGGAAGCCAAAGAAUUAGAAGAAGCCAAAUCAGCUGCAACACCUUUAAAGAGCUAAAACUGAAGAACACGGGUCGAGGCCGGACCGUCAGUGACUGACAUGAGCAGAAACCCUCCUCCCGACCCAGCAUCACUUCACAAGGGACAGGUCCUCACGCACAGAUAGUACAUGUUUAGUACGCUUCACAUUUUGCCGUUUCACUUGAUCGAUUAAAGCCCUUUCCCGUUCCCCGCUCGUCUCUACGCACACUCGUGUGUUUCUGGUGUGAAAGGGAGAUGAUCUCGAGGAGUCUCUCUCUGACACCGGGACAGACGCUCGGACCUAAUGGAAAGUGAGUAGCUUAAGAAAGCGUCAGCAGCGCUCUCUUUUCCCACCCGCUCCUAAUUAAUGCCUGCCCGAGAACUAACUUGUAGCUGUCAGCGUCUCCCGGCUCCGCAGAAAUCCAAUAACUUCAGGGAGCAAUUUAUGUGGAACACCAGCGAAGCUCCAAACGGUGCGUGAGACGUCUGUUUGUGUGUCGACGUCGUCAGGUGCUCUGAACGCUGCAUACGAGGGAAUGAGAAAUGUGCCAAAAUAAUCAGAGGCCUUGCUGCAGACGUGUUGUCUUUUAUUACAUGCUGAAAUUAAAACGGUUUUUGCUCCUGGAGGUUUCCGUGACUGCUUGCUUUCCACUAACGGGUCAUUUGAAGCUCUUCUCCGGGGCUGCGUUUCAUUUCAUCAAAAAUACUGUUAAAAUGGGAAAUAUUUUUUUCUUCUUUUAUUUCUGUGGUUUUCAGCACUCUUCAGUUCCUUCAGGAGUCAUAAUAAUUUACUGAUGCAGAAACAUUUCUGGUUAUUAUCAGUGUUGAAAACAUCGUGAUUUGAUGAAUAUCCAUAUAAACAGACUGUAGAAGGACAGAUAGUUUCUCGUUUCGACCCGGAAGAGCACGUCCACGUCUUUCUUCACCUCUCAUCCGGAGCAAAUGUCAGCGGAUUAAAGAGAAAGAAAAGCGUUCAGCUCCUAAUGUCUGGGUCAUCCCGUUCUUAUCAGCAUCACUGUAAUAAACCGAUCACAUCGACUUCUGAGGAGACGUUAUUAAGAAAGAGCUGAUGUCUUUGAAGAUGCUUUUGAGGACAGCGAUUUGAAGAAUAAACCGAUGCGAUCAUUUCAGUCUCAAAUGAGCUGUUAUUAUUUUUUAAUGAUAUAUUAUUAAACGUGCACUCGCAAUCUGUCAAUCAAAAAUGUUUAAAUAUCUUUUUAACAAAACGCUAACAUUUAGUUUUUUAUAAUAUUUUAAUUGUAAAAUAUUUUAGGAUAUUUAAUAAUUGCUAUUAUUGGUAGUAACGAAAAUAAUGGCAUUUAAAAAUAACAAUUAUUCACUGACCCUGACGCACAUCUAAUUAUUUUUCAAUUAGAACAAUUCAUGCUGGAGGCACUAAAAGCACUUCUUACUCUUUCAUAACCCUUUUUGCGUGAACAAAGCAAGCAAUCAAUAAAAGCAGCAGAGGUGUGUGCUUUAUGAGAUGCGCUGGGUUUAAAAAUAGCGCUGAACUCCUGGCUGUCUGACCUCUCUUAAGACUUGCGGAGAUGCAGAGCUCUUCAAGAUCAUCAUGUGCACUGAUACUAGAGCUGAAUUCAACCGGAGCACUUACAAACAGCUCUCCAUUCACUGGAGUUAAAUCUGAGCCUGAUUAUUACAAAUGUCUUGCAUUAAAUCCAAAGCAUAUCUCACCUACUUUGGAUUCUGAUUAUUUUGGUGGUUCGUGCAUUUAAUAUUUGCGCCGCUGCAGCAACUUUUUAGUCGUGCAAAUUGCAAAAAUACUUCUGCAUCCAAUUUCUGGCGUCAUUCCUUCAAACACAUCAGAUGUACAUGUUGAAUCUGCGUCGUCAGCUCUGAGACCGAUUGGUCCGUACUGGAUGGAAGCACGGCUGCGUGAUAUGUUGACGUUAUUAAUAAAUGCAUUGAGAACUGCG